Vespa crabro (European hornet) is the source of this 4451-nucleotide messenger RNA. RefSeq lists its product as uncharacterized. Gene Ontology annotation, molecular function: UDP-glycosyltransferase activity. Lineage: Eukaryota; Metazoa; Arthropoda; Insecta; Hymenoptera; Vespidae. The coding region runs from base 1035 to 4238 and encodes 1067 amino acids. The record is from RefSeq and is a predicted model, not a curated record. The transcript has 10 exons.
CUAGUAAUGAAAACUCAUGAUACAUGUAUUCAAUAACGUCAGAGCAUGACGCACAAAAUAAAAAUUGAAGAUUUCUUUAUCUGUCAAGUGCGAAUGAUUCCUCAGUUUGCAGUUGCAUCUUCUACAGGGAGGAAAUCGUCUGAAAAUUUUGUUCACGUCAUUGAAAUACCACGGAUAUUGAAAAUAAAACACCAAUGUAAUCAAGGUGGACGAUAUAGUUUAUAAUAUUAUUUUCUAAUGUCAUCGAAAGUGAUCGAGAACGAAAUCGGUGUUUUAUAUUAAAUUUCUAUAAUUAAUCUCAAUCACGAUGCAUUAGCAAAGAGAAAGAAGAGAAAGAAAAAAAUAAUAUACCGAGUACGAACGUAACAUUUAAUAAUUAAUAUCGUUUUCUCUAAAAACUCUAAAUUACAAUAUUAUAGUUAUUAUAAAGGGAUUAUUUCGUUGGAUCGAAAUUCGGAACAUUUUCAAAAUUAUUUCUUAAUGUAAAGGCAAAAAAAAAAAAAAUAGAAAAUAUUUUAAUUGACAUGGGUGGAAUUAAUCUUGAAUGAUUAUAUGAAAAAAAAAAAAAGAAAAGAAAAAAAAAAUAAAUAAAUAAAUAAAAGUAAAAGAAAAAAGGAAAAAAAAAGAAGAAGGGAAGAACCAAAAGAAAACGGAAACGGAAAAGGAAACGGAAACGGAAACGGAAAAGCGAGAGAGAGAGAGAGAGAGAGAGAGAGAGAGAGAGAGAGAGAGAGAGAGAGAGAGAGAGAGAGAGAGAGAGAGAUAAAAGUAUAAUUACAUAGUCAAUGUUGAUUUCUGAACUUUUCGUCAUUUGCGAUUGGACCUUUCGGAUACGUAUGUAUACAUAUAAAGCGAAAUGAAUGCUGAGUUGAGUUAAAUAAUAUUGAUUAGAUGUAACCGAAGAAAUUUGCAAACGAGAGUGAAGGGAAAGUGAAAGUGAAAGGAGAAGAAAAGAGAGAAAAAAAAAAAGAAAAAGAAAAAAAAAAAGAAGAAAAAAAGGAGAGUGAGGAAAAAACGAGGGUGAAAAAAAAAAAAUGAAUGUGUUACGGUGUAUUAUUAUUUGGAUGACAUUGUGUCUGACGUAUUCUAAGGGAUAUCGAAUACUUGGAAUUUUUCCAUUUCAAGGAAAAAGUCAUUUUGUCAUGUUCGAAGCAUUGAUGAAGAAUCUUGUUAAUAAGGGUCAUCAAAUUGACGCGAUCACUUCGUUUCAUUUGAAAAAGCCAUUCGUUAAUAUUACAGAAUUGGUUGUGAUAACACCGCAAAUGAAAUUGGUCAAUAAUAUAUCGUACGAACAGAUGAAGACGUUACUAACCGGUCUUCCGGUACAAGCGAUUUCUAACAUAGGUGGUAUUGAAGUUUGUGAACAUUUGGGACGUCCGGAAAUUCAAAAAUUAAUACGAAAUCCUCCGAAGAAUCCACCGUACGAUGUCAUUUUGAUGGAGAUUUUUGGUGCUCAUUGUUUUGCCAUAUUCGGACAUCUUUUCAACGUACCAGUGAUCGGUGUCAGUUCGUCUGCUCUUUAUCCAUGGCACAAUCAUAUUAUCGGAAAUCCCGAAAAUUUAGCCAUUCUACCGAAUAAUUUAUUGAACUUUAAGACUCCAAUGAACUUUUGGCAACGAACGUAUAACUUGCUACACACUGCCUUCAACAAAAUAUACUUCAAUCAUUUGACCAAAUAUCAAGAUGAACAAAUAAGAAAGUACGUCGGUCCGAAUUUACCGAGUGUGCGACAAUUGGAAAAGAAUAUUUCCAUGAUUCUGGUGAACUCAUAUUUCACUAUAAAUGGAAUUAGACCAUUAACGCAGGCCCACAUAGAAGUCGGUGGAUUGCAUGUUCAAGAUGAUGGCUCGGAAUUAUCACCUGAGCUACAGAAAUGGUUGGACGAAAGUAAAGAUGGUUUUGUCUAUUUUUCGUUUGGUUCAAUGGUCAAGAUCGAAUCAUUUCCAAGAAAUAUUCUCGAUAUAUUCUAUAAAUCUUUCGAAAGGAUAUCGCCAGUAAAUAUUCUAAUGAAGAUUCCAAAUCCCAAAGAGUUACCACCUGGUUUGCCAAAGAACGUUCACACUUCACCAUGGAUACCGCAAUUGAAAGUUUUACAACAUCCAAACGUGAUGGCAUUUAUUACUCAUGGUGGUCUUAUGGGAACACAGGAGGCCAUUUCCUGCGGCGUUCCAAUGAUCGGAAUACCUUUAUUCGCCGAUCAAUUUAUAAAUAUCGAUAACUAUGUGGAAAAGAAUAUUGCAAUAAAAUUGGAUUGCGAAAAUUUGUCGCAAGAUGCUAUGGAUGCCGCAUUGAACGCCAUCUUGUAUAAUUCCACUUACAGGGAGACGGCACGUAUAAUAGGAAAGAAAUUUUCGGAUAGGCCAUUGAAACCAAUCGACGUAGCUAAUUAUUGGAUUGAUUAUAUCGUGAAAUAUGGACCGGAUGCGCUUCGUUCACCGGUCAUAGAUUUAAAUUGGUGGGAAAUAGCUCUUUUAGAUGUAUAUGCAUUUCUAAUUCUUGUUACAAUUUUCAUCGUUUACAUAACAAUUCGUUUAAUUCAAAUACUUCGGAACAUGGUUUUAUCUAACGCAAAUGUCAAUGUUUCACGCGUAAAGAAAAUGUCAAAGAGCUGCAGAAGGAAAACGAAAAGGAAAGGAGAAGACAGGAAGAAAAAGAAAAAAUAUAUUCGAAGAAAAAUGAAAGUGUUACUAUGCAUUAUAUUUUGGAUGGAUUUAUGUUUAAUGUAUUGUCAGGGAUAUAGAAUUCUUGGAAUAUUUCCAUACUAUGCAAAAAGUCAUUUUGUCAUGUUCGAAACAUUGAUGAAAGGACUAGCUAAGAAUGGGCAUCAGGUCGAUGUCAUUAGUCCGUUUCCAUUGAAAAAGCCAUACGUUAAUUAUAACGAUUUAAUUGUGAUAGAAUCGCAAAUAAAUACAGUCAAUAAUGUAUCGUACGAUAUCGCAAGGAAAAUCUUCACAGUACAUGCGGUGUCAACCAUAAGUGGUAAUCCCGUUUGUGAAUAUCUGGCACAUCCAGAAAUACAAAAACUAAUCCACAAUCCUCCGAAGGAUCCACCCUAUGAAGUCGUACUAAUAGAGAUUCUUGGUGCUCAUUGUUUAGCCAUAUUCGGACAUCUUUUCAACGUACCAGUGAUCGGUAUCAGUACGUGUACUCUUUAUCCAUGGCACAAUCAUAUUAUCGGAAAUCCCGAAAAUUUAGCCAUUCUUCCGAAUAAUUUAUUGAACUUUAACAAUCCAAUGAACUUUUGGCAACGAACGUACAACUUUCUAUACACUGUCUUAAACAAAAUAUACUUCAAUCAUUUGACCAAAGAUCAAGAUGAACAAAUAAGAAAGUACGUCGGUCCGAAUUUACCGAGUGUGCGACAAUUGGAAAAGAAUAUUUCCAUGAUUCUGGUGAACUCAUAUUUCACUAUAAAUGGAAUUAGACCAUUAACGCAGGCCCACAUAGAAGUCGGUGGAUUGCAUGUUCAAGAUGACGGCUCGGAAUUAUCACCUGAGCUACAGAAAUGGUUGGACGAAAGUAAAGAUGGUUUGGUCUAUUUUUCGUUUGGUUCAAUGGUCAAGAUCGAAUCAUUUCCAAGAAAUAUUCUCGAUAUAUUCUAUAAAUCUUUCGAAAGGAUAUCGCCAAUAAAUAUUCUAAUGAAGAUUCCAAAUCCCAAAGAGUUACCACCUGGUUUGCCAAAGAACGUUCACAUUUUGCCGUGGACACCGCAAUUGAAAGUUUUACAACAUCCGAAUGCGAAGGCGUUUAUUACUCACGGUGGUCUUAUGGGAACACAGGAGGCCAUUUCUUGCGGCGUUCCAAUGAUCGGAAUACCUUUAUUCGCCGAUCAAUUUUCAAAUGUCGCUAAUUAUGUUAAGAAGAACAUCGCAAUAAAACUAGACUAUGAAAAUUUAUCGCAAGAUGAUAUGGACGCGGCAUUGAACGCAAUCUUAAAUAAUUCUACAUACAGGAAGGCCGCACGUAAUGUUGCACAACAAUUUUUGGAUAGGCCAUUGAAGCCAAUCGACACCGCUAAUUAUUGGAUUGAAUAUAUCGUGAAAUACGGAUGGGACGCACUCCGUUCACCGGCCAUGGACUUGAAUUGGUGGGAAAACGAUCUUUUAGACGUAUAUACAUUCUUAUUGUUGAUUAUAGUUAUCAUCAUUUACAUAACAAUUCGAUUAAUUAGAAUGUUUCUCAGUAUAAUUUUAUCUAACCCAAAUAUUAACGUUUCACGCAUGAAGAAAAUGUUAUAACAAUCUGAUUUCGGAUUAUAAUAUUUCAAGAUUUUUUAAAACAUAAAUGAAUUUAUUUGGAAAUUUGUUCCUAUCAAUACAUUCAACAGAUGGUUAAUUCGUGGUGAUGUUUGAAAGAACAAUUCGACUUCACGCUGAUAUCAAUGUAUGAAUAAAUUAUAGAUCGAUAAACGAUCUUGUUCAGAAAAAAAAUAAGAUUUUAUCUAUGAUGAA